Sardina pilchardus (European sardine) is the source of this 1388-nucleotide messenger RNA. RefSeq names its product NALCN channel auxiliary factor 1 (gene nalf1b). Gene Ontology annotation, molecular function: stretch-activated, monoatomic cation-selective, calcium channel activity. Lineage: Eukaryota; Metazoa; Chordata; Actinopteri; Clupeiformes; Clupeidae. The coding region runs from base 1 to 1191 and encodes 396 amino acids. Gene Ontology annotation, cellular component: plasma membrane. The transcript is spliced from 3 exons. Gene Ontology annotation, biological process: calcium ion import across plasma membrane. The record is from RefSeq and is a predicted model, not a curated record.
AUGACCAGAGGUGCUCGGACGUGUCGGCAGCAAGAUGACGGCUUAAACAUCUGGUUUGCACCCCGAGAGAACGAGAAGCCAUUCACCGACUCCGAGAGGGCCCAGAGAUGGCGAUUGUCUUUGGCCUCUCUGCUUUUUAUAACCGUCCUGCUCUCUAAUCACUUGUGGUUCUGCGCCGAGGCCAAACUGACCAGGACCCGAGACAAGCGACAGGAGGAGAGUUCAGACUUCAUGGACACGAAAGAAUACACUCACCAUUCACAUUCACCACCAAGCUCCCAUCACUCCUAUAGCGGCUUCACCGCGACAAAUAAAGAUGAUAUUUUUAUAGGGAAUUCUACCCCACCUUUGUGGCGACUUGAAACUUGUCACCCCGACAGCGUUUCCAAAAACUGCUUCACUUUCCUGGACGCGCAAGCCGUGUGCAGCGGCCUCUCAGAAGAGGGGGGGACACGGUCGGCCGAGUGGAACCUGAGUGAUUUAUACCUUUCUUUUUGUAAUUCGUACUCUCUUUUGGAUUUGUUUAGCGGAUUUUCCCGUCAGGACAGUUUGAACUGCAGUAUGGCGGUGGCCGGUGACCCAGCAGGUUGCAAGCGGUGCUUGCGGGCUUUUCAACUCUCCGACCAGCAAGCUCAGGAGAAUUACGAAGAGUUUGAGCUUCUCAUUCACAAAUAUGAAACGGAUGUAUAUUCGGUGCGAACAUGCAUGGAAGAAUGCAAGACUGUCUACAAACCCUGGCUGUGCUCCCAGUACUUCCAGACGACACAGAUGCACUGCAGCAACAAGAUCCCCUGCAGGCAAUACUGCCUGGAGGUGCAGCAGAGGUGUCCGUUCAUAUUGCCAGACAACGAUGAUCUCAUUCACGGAGGGAGCCCUAGUUUCAGAUGCCCAGGGCUGUCGAAGAAUCAGCAGACCCAGUCUGAGACAGAGUGCUGCGACGUGCGAUGGAUCAUCCACUCAGACAACAGCUCCGUGGGGAUGCUGAAAAGAAGCCACCCGUCGUGUCAGCACAGGAACUCUCUGAGCUCCUCGGCAGCCUCCAGACUGUGCAACAGCAGGCUCAAACUUUGCCUGUUGGUCCUGGUCCUCCUCCAUACGGUCGCCACUCUCACCGCAUCCCAUAAUGCCACCGGCCUGAGCCUCCCGACAAUCUCGCCUCUGGACGAGAACUCCAACGCCAACGAAGAGUGACGCCGAGUGUGUGCCUCGCCGGCUACAAAAAAGAACUCGCAGUCGGCACCGUCGGGCACCCUGGUCAGCAGUUGUCGGGGGCGAGCGUGUCAUGCACCCGCAAUGCUUUCUGGGACAUGUAGUGCAGGGGGGACAGAAGAUGACAUGCAAACAAUCAAACAAAACAAACAGACCCUUAAAUAAGACAAAAAACUCGA